Messenger RNA from Nilaparvata lugens (brown planthopper), 2639 nucleotides. RefSeq lists its product as uncharacterized. The coding region runs from base 294 to 2204 and encodes 636 amino acids. NCBI's taxonomy places the organism in Eukaryota, Metazoa, Arthropoda, Insecta, Hemiptera, Delphacidae. The record is from RefSeq and is a predicted model, not a curated record. The transcript has 4 exons.
CACACAGCAUUAUCCUGUUCGGUGGUCGAGUAAGGAAAACAUUGCUUUUAUUGGAAUUAGUUUAGUAUUCGUUUAUCAGAAGACGUUUGCAGUUCAGUUGUGAAAUUCUAAAAUGUUUGUAAAUUUUCCGUGUGGAUUUCAAUGUGGAACGCCUAUUCUCAUUUCAGUUUCAGCAUAGAUAAAGGAGCAUAAGCACUAUAUUUCUUGUCUCUGGUUUCAGUUACCUAUCUUGUUUUUAAACCAGUUUUACAAGCGCACUUUUUGAUAUAAUUAUAUUCCGGAUUAGCUUUUUCAUGAUGUACAAACUGUGCUCGAUUGUUCUGGUGAUAUCAGUUUCGGCAAACCUGGGCACGGAGAUUCCACCAUUACCGGUACUUCACGUGGAUAAUUCGAACAAUCCAACUAUCCAAACUCCGGAAAUACCUGCUCUAACUUCAGCUGGAAUAUCUGCGAAUCUGUUUGAGCCAUUAUCAAGUCUCUGCCGAGAAUGGGAAACUGUGAAAUUUAAUGAUAAAGAAAUCUCUGAUUUGAAGAAGAUUCAGAGAGAGGAAGCCUUUACAAUAAAAACUGGAGAUUUUAAAGACCACAAAUUGAUCCCUGGAAAGAAUUCAGGAUCGGACCGGGCUUGUCCUUGUCAUAUUCAAGGAAAACUCUGUAUUCCGCUAUGCUGCCUGUCAGACCAGAUGCCAUCAUUGGAUGAUGGCAAACUGACCUGUGUCAACAAAACUGCCGACCCGAACCUUUGGCGCAAUUUUGCCAAACAUCUCAGGGACAAUGAAAAACUGGCUCCAGGAAAGUUUGUGAUAGUACACCGUCACGAAGACCAUGGAACGGCUUUGAACUGCGCCAAAAACACAUCACAACUAAUUCCCGGAAUCUAUAAACUGGAUGUAAAAACAGGUAAUCUUGUACUGGAGGACAGAGUAAUAACGCCGGAAAACUAUUGUUUCAUCUCUGAACCACAAUCGUUCAAGCCUAUCUACUGUGGAAAAUCUUCAAAUUACGCGAAUGCUACAAUUCUUUCUUCAUACAAACGGAAUAGAACGACACAAACUCAAUGCAUCAACCUGGAAAGACAUUAUCAUGGAAAUUCAAUUGAUCUGAUUCAUACUUCUUUGAAUGUGGCUGGUAACACUUUGCAAAAUCACCCAGUUCUUAACAAAACCAGUUCUGUGGAUUUUGAAAAUAUAUUUCCGACUGAACUAACCCUCACUAUCUCUCUCUCCAAUAACAAAACAUACUCAGCCGAUUUGAUGUGUAAUGCAAUCAAAAUAAAUGAAUCACAAUCGAAAAAUAUUAUUUCCAUUCUUGAUUGUCAUAGAACUAUGGUUGAAAGUAAAUUAGGGAAUAGUAAAUCAAGUGCUGUGACAUGUAUAUUUGAUAGAAACACUCUCCACCGAGUUGAUUUGAAAUGUCGAAUGACAGCUGAGUUUGAAAAGGGAAUAGUAUUGGGAGGAAGUUCCCCAGAUAAAUCUAACAAUAACUCAAAACAUUUUGACGAGACAGGUUUGGAAGAUCAUCACACAAUCUGUUUCAGUUUGAAGAUACUUCAACUAGUUCAGAGUGCAAUUAGUGGCAUCGAUUCUCCAACGCGUGCUCUUCCAAGAAAGAAAAGAAAUUCAGGAUUUUUCCAUACAAUAAAUGACAAUGAGUUGCAACAGGAGACUUCAUUUAUAAGUUCCUUUGAUGAGUCCUUUGAAAAAAAAAGAAAGUCAUUUGAAGAGUCCUUUGAAAAACAUGAGCGUAUGGGAGACAUUUUUAUGAUAUUUUUUUGGAUAAUUUUUUCUAUUGUCUCUAUUAUCAUUUGUAUAGCAUUGUUUCGUGUUUGUUUGAGCCUGUGUACAAAUGGUUGUAGAUCUUAUCCUGCAACUUUUCCCCUUCACUAUAGAGUGAAUAGAGGCUCUCCUUUAGGCUGUUCGGUAAAUCCUGUAGGCCCUCCAGUAAAUCCUGUGGGCUAUCCAGUAAAUCCUGUGGGCUAUCCAGUAAAUCCUGUAGGCCCUCCGGUAAAUCCUGUAGGCUAUCCAGUAAAUCCUGUGGGCUAUCCAGUAAAUCCUGUAGGCUAUCCAGUAAAUCCUGUAGGCUAUCCAGUAAAUCCUGUAGUCCCUCCGAUAAAUCCUGUAGGCUGUACGGUAAAUCCUGAAAUUAAAGUGAUGAAUAAACAAGAUAAUGUCAAACCCACUAGUGAUUUAUUUCAACCAAACUAGUUUCAAUGCUCAAGGAAUAAUCUUUAGUGGUUGGUGAAUAUAAUAAUAUAAUAAUUUAUUUGUCGAAGAACAAUUACAAAAUUGCAUAAAACAUUGAAAAAACUGUGAAAUUUGGAGGAAGUAGGCCGAUAUUCUGGUUGAUCAUAUUCAGGUGUAGAAACAUAAUACUGAUCAAAUGCAUGGAUUAUAUUUUAUUCUCAUAUUCAAUGGAGGUACUUAUAUUUUGAAUGAUUUGAUAAAAAAAGUUUUCUUGAUUAUUGCAUAUUACAUGCAGUCCUACUUCUGUUCUUCAUUCGAGAAUUUCAUGAAAAAUAUUUUUGUUUGUACUAAAAAAAUAAAAUAAAAAAAUAAAUAAAAAUACUGUAUUUUCACAUUUUUAAGAUAAUAUCCAUUGUUAUAAGUGAAGGGUGAUCAGGUGGCCGAUGGCUGGGGAGG